UACGCACGUAUGUCUGUUCUUAGCUCGCACAUCGUGUUGUGCGUGAAGUGACAAAAGCAAACAUCAUAACAAAAUCGUUCUUACGUAAAUUUCGCUUCAGUUUUUAGUGUUUUUUCUAUAAAUUUAUUGGAUAAAAUGGCUCUAGUUCGAUCGUUUCAAAUGCUAUUCCCGCUGGCGAUGCCCAAAUCGUACAUGCUGACAGCCGGCAACAGUUUUAUCAACACCGCUCUGGCACCCACUCCAGCUGUCGGGGGCGCUUGGUCUACCCUGUCCGCCAGAACCGUAAUACGGAAUCAGUUCCCCCGGGCGAGGGAAACCAAGCGGGUCCGUGUACAUGGCUGGUGGAAACGUUUGGCCACUCCGGAAGGACGGCGAACUUUGAUGCGAAGGAUUCUGAAGGGACGUCACGUUUUGUCGCAUUGAUUGGGGGUUGGUUCGAAUCGAUUGAAGGUAAAUAUAAUGGUAAACAAUU
Molecule: messenger RNA, 472 nt
Organism: Aedes albopictus (Asian tiger mosquito)
Lineage: Eukaryota; Metazoa; Arthropoda; Insecta; Diptera; Culicidae
Gene: mRpL34
Product: large ribosomal subunit protein bL34m
Exons: 2
Coding region: 136-423 (95 amino acids)
Biological process (GO): translation
Cellular component (GO): ribosome; mitochondrial large ribosomal subunit
Molecular function (GO): structural constituent of ribosome
Source: RefSeq, a predicted model, not a curated record